AUGUAUCUUAUAAACAUGGUGAAUGUUUUUCUUUCAUAUGACAAUGAAAACAAAUAAGUUUUGAAUGUUUCUUAUAUUCAUUGAUAGAUUUUGAGUUUUUAGCAUAAUUAGCAAUCAAAAUUUUCAGUAUUGACAUAAAACAUUGAUAUAUUUGUGUGAACAUGGCUGAGAAUAAUGAAAAUUGGAUAGGAUCUUGGUUCACAGCAGCCAAAGAAAAAUUAAAGAAUUCAGAAGUAUUAGAAAGCGUCUACAAAGAUCUUGGAGAGUUUGGUGGUGCUGUUACAAAAGGAGCUAGUAAUGUCUUGUCAACAACUGGGAACGUACUGGAAAAAACUCUCAGUUUGGACAGUCCUGAUUCUACUGCAAAUUCUGUGAAAAGAAGUUUCAGCACAUUCUUAGACCAAAUGAAUACUGUUCUGAACCCUAGUCCUGAUGAUUCAGACACUGAAGCAAUAAUGAUCGUUGAGGGAUCUGAAACUAUUACAUUGACAAAGUUACAGCAAAUUAUUUAUGAUCUACAAUCAAAUGAGAAGACAUUUACAACAGAACCUGAACCUUCCUUAUCAGAGCAGUAUAAAUGUUGGCUUCAAAUAAGUGAAGAGCAGGUUUAUGAUGAAAAAAUAGAAAAAUAUCUGAAAAGAUCAGAUAUUCUACAGAGACAAUAUGAGAAACUUGUGCCUGAUAAAGUAGACAAAGAUAACUUCUGGAAAAGAUAUCUAUUCAAAAAAGCUCUUCUAGAGGAUGAGUUAGCAAAACAAGAAAUUCAAGAGAAAAAGGAAUUCAAAGAAAAUAAAAUAGUGGAAGAAAGUGUUCAGUGGGAAAAAGAAGAAUUUGCAGAUGGCAUUGAAUUGACAGAGGAACAGCAAAUAAAAUUACUUGAAGAAUAUGAAAAGGAAACCAAAUCUAAGAAAAAGAGCCCAGUUAAAAAAAAAUCUUCAUCAAAUGAUGUCAAGACUGAUUCUGCUUCUUCAACAAAUUCCCCAGUAAAAGACAAUUCUGGUAAAGAUACAAUAAUUGAUAAAAUUACAAAAGUUGCUUCUGCUGUGAGCCUAGAUACAGCUAGUAGUAAUAGUAGUAUCGACGAUGAUUGGGUAAAAAUAAGUGAAGUUGAAAAAUAAGAUUUGGAAAUUUCAAUAGGGUUUUUAUAUAACAUGUAUAUUAUGAAUUUUAGAUUUUAUAAAUUGUUAAAUAUUCUAUAAUCACUGUUUGAUAUCCUCUCUUUAUUUCGUUAUGUUUCUAGCAGUCAUUCAAAUUAUUGUGGAAUAUCGUCAAGAAUGAAAAUGAAGUAGGUUCGUUUCAAAUUUCAAUACAAAGGUUUGAGAAGUGUCUAGUCAGUUUUAAAAAACAUUGGGAAGUGUUAAACUUCAUUUUUAUUCUGUUUUUACUAUCGGUAAUAUUUAGUAUCUAGAUUUGUAUAAUGUGCUUUAUCAAGGAUAUUAAAAGAUUUCAGAAGCA
This is a messenger RNA of Coccinella septempunctata (seven-spotted ladybird), 1455 nucleotides long. Its product is annotated as BSD domain-containing protein 1-like. Bases 162 to 1118 code for a protein of 318 amino acids. Gene Ontology annotation, cellular component: cytoplasm. The transcript has 8 exons. NCBI's taxonomy places the organism in Eukaryota, Metazoa, Arthropoda, Insecta, Coleoptera, Coccinellidae. The record is from RefSeq and is a predicted model, not a curated record.